CGUACCCUCCCCAGACCCCUUAGAUGACGUCCGUAUCGACGAUGAAGUUCGAGAUCAGAUAAAGAUCCUCGGCAAGGCCGUACGUCACCAUACAGCUGCCUUGGCGUCCGGCGAUGUCUUUAGGACCGGUUCUCCCAUCAAGCAGAAUAUUUCCACUUCAACAAACCCUCCUCCUCUGCGCAGAGGUCCCAGUCUCACCGCCGCUGGUCGUCUUCGGAGACGUGGGUGGCGGGCGUCCAGCCGACCAUCUAUGUUUUUCGCUCCCGAGGCGAGUGCGGAGAACGGGUGGAGUGUGCGGGUUGACGAGGAAGAAGAGGAAGACAACACGCCUAGUCAGAGCAUGACUGGGUUAAGGACGGAAGACUCUAGCUACGCACCAACCAUUGACACGACCGUGAGUACUUUGACUGGGACAGCCACGGUGAGAGGAGAUGGUUUGAUCAAUUUUGAGGAGAAUCAAAAAACCCCACAGGCGGAUUUCGGGAGAAGACCAAUGCGGACGGAAUCGAAUGGAUCUAGUGAGGUAACGCCUGUCGCGCCGGAUCCCAGGAAAAGAUAUGGUGGGGAGUAUCAGUAUGAAUGAGACAUAUCUUGUGUUCCGGCUACGAUGCAUUAGAUUCAUCAUUCG
Messenger RNA from Tremella mesenterica DSM 1558, 628 nucleotides. RefSeq lists its product as uncharacterized. The coding region runs from base 251 to 583 and encodes 110 amino acids. NCBI's taxonomy places the organism in Eukaryota, Fungi, Basidiomycota, Tremellomycetes, Tremellales, Tremellaceae. The transcript has a single exon. The record is from RefSeq and is a predicted model, not a curated record.